ACUACACUCCAAAAAUAAGCGCGUACCCAAGAAAUUUCUCUCCACUUUUCUACCGCACAGUCACAGGAACUCAACUAACAUUCAAUUCCUUUACUUUGCCAUUCCCAUAUACUCUCUCUCUCUCACUCUCUCUCUCUCUCUCUAAAAUCCAUUCAGAAAAUUCUCACUUAAACUCUUACAAUUCCAAUUUCAUCACUUAAACUCUCCUCUUCCUUUUGAAUCUAUUCUACUGUCUAUCCAAAUCACCAUGGCUUUUCCAAUCAACAAAGGAGACUCUUCUUCCUCUUUCACCCACCAAUGUAGAUAUGAUGUAUUUGUGAGUUUUGGAGGUAAGGAUACCCGCAAUAAUUUUACGAAUAUUUUGAGAGGCAUUUUGAAUCAUCAUGGUAUCAACAUCUUCCUUGAUGACGAGCACUUAAGGAGUAAAAAAAUUUUAGACAAACUUUUCAAAGCCAUUGAAAGUUCAAGAAUUUCAAUCAUUGUAUUCUCUGAAAACUACGCAUUUUCCACUUGGUGUUUGAAAGAACUUGUCAAAAUUCUUGAGUGUGAAAAGAAAGGCCAAAUUGUGCUACCAAUUUUUUAUAUGGUGGAUCCAUCAGAAGUACGUAACCAAAAGGGAAAGUUUGGAGAAGCUUUGACAAAACAUGAAACAGAGUGCAAGGAUAAAAUGGAAGUGCAAAAAUGGAGGAUAGCUCUACAUGAAGCCGGUAAUAUAGGUGGAUGGCAUUGCACAAAAGACCACCCUCAAUUUACUCUUAUAAAAGAAGUUUUUGAAGUGAUCUCAAGAGUUAAAUUAAAUUAUACGAAAAUAUCUGAUGUUAAAUACCCUGUUGGAAUAGAUUCCCGUGUGGAGGAUAUAAAUUGUCUUUUAGAUAUUGAUUCAAAUGAUGUGCGUAUGGUAGUGAUUCAUGGCCUUCCUGGAAUAGGUAAGACAACAAUUGCCAAAGCUAUUUAUGAUUUAAUUGCAUAUCGUUUUGAAGGAAGUAGCUUUCUAGAGAAUGUUAAAGAAAACUCAAGUACAAAUGAUGGCAAAUGCCGAUUAAGAAAGGCACUUUAUUUUGAGAUAUUAGGAGGUGGAACUUUGAAGGAGCUUGGUGCAAUUAAAAGAAUCAAUAUGAGAAUGGAAAUGCCUCAGCACAAAAGAAUUCUUAUAAUUCUUGAUGAUGUGGACAAAUUAAUCCAAGUAACAGAUUUGCUUGGCGAAUGCAAUUGUUUUGCUUCUGGAAGUAGAAUUAUUAUCACAACAAGGGAAGAAAAAGUACUAUAUACUCUUCAAGAAGAUUAUCAUUUAACCUACUGUAACUACCGGCUCAAGGAAUUAGAUAAACAUGAAUCUCGUGAGCUCUUUUGUCAACAUGCAUUCAAAGAAAACAAGCCUAAGAAAGGUUAUUUAGAAGUCGUAGACCUAUUUUUAAGCUAUGCCAAAGGUCUUCCAUUAGCUUUGAAAAUAAUAGGCUCUGAUUUGUAUCCAAGAGAUGAUAUACGCUUUUGGAAAAGUGCAUUAAAUAAGUACAAAAGAAUUCUUAAUCCAAAUAUUCUAGAAGUACUCAAAAUAAGCUACGAUGGAUUGGACCAAACUCAACAGCAUAUUUUCCUUGACAUUGCAUCUUUUCUCAAGGGAUUACACAAGGAUGUUGUCGAGCAUAUACUAGAAAGUUGCUAUUCUUAUGGCUCAUAUUGUGAUAUUGAAAUACUUAAAGAUAAGUCUCUCAUAUUUGUUGAUAAAAAUGGCAAAUUAUCGAUGCAUGACUUGAUACAGCAAAUGAGUUUGGAAAUUAUCAAACAAGAAUCAAAAGUAUCAAAGAAACAUAAAAGGUUAUUAUGUUAUGAUGAUGCUUCCAAACUACCAGAUACGGGAUUAGAAGAAGUUGAAGGCAUAACAUUGUGCUUACCACAACCAAGAAACAUGCAGCUGGAUUUUGGAAGGAUGACAAAUCUCAAAUACUUGACUGUUCGUAAUUUAAUUUGUGAAGAUGUUAUAUAUCUUCCAAAUGAGUUAAGGUUAAUUGAUUGGAAUGGAUUUCCUUUACCUUCCUUGCCAGCCACCAUUAAUCUUCAAAAGCUUGUUGCACUUAAAGUGCCAGGAAGCCACAUUAAAUUAGAUGAGCCUUUUGAGAGAUGCCGGCUCCCAGCUUUGAAAUAUAUGGAUUUCACUUACUGUAAAAACAUUACCAAAUUACCUGACUUAUCGGUGAUUGCCCCAAACAUAAAGAGGCUGGAGCUUGCAAGAUGUAAAAAUUUAGUUGAGAUUCAUCAGUCUGUUGGACUUCUUGAAGCGCUUGAAUAUUGGGGUCUCUAUAGAUGUGAAAAUCUUAAAAUUAUUCCAAGAAUUCUCAAGUUGAAAUCUCUUCAAUGGUUUUGUCUCCAAGGCUGUGAAAGUCUUUGGAAGUUCCCCGAUAUUGGGCAAAGUACGGAAAGAUUAGCUCUACCUUCGUUAUUACCAAAUCUUAAUCUCCUCUAUAUGUUUGAAUUUGAAAAUUUUCCAAAGAACCUGGAUAUUCCUGAUUGCUUCCCCAAAUUGAAAUUGUUAUAUGUUAUGUUCAGCAACAUUACUACCCUCCCAGACAUCUCUAGUAGAUUUCCUCAAUUAAAGGGUCUUUAUAUUGAGAAUUGCCGUAAUCUUCAGAAAAUUCCAAGACUUCCAUCAUGUAUACAUACUGUACAAAUAGUAGGAUGCAAAUCGUUGGAUUCACAAUCAAGCAGAAGAUUAUUAAGUCAGUUUGCAGAAAAGCUAGGGCUUCCACGGAAUAUUGUAUGUCCAAGGGGAUCAUCGCACCGGGACUAUGCUUCUGAAACUGACUUUCCUCAUAAUAAGGGCUUUUCAUUAAAAAUUGAUGGAAAGUUGUUAAUUCAAGGAAGUAAGAUUCCAAAAUGGUUCAAUCAUCAAAGUAGUGGAAGUUCCAUAUCAUUCUCGGUCAGUCGGAAACUUCUUCCAUCAUUUGCUUUCUGUGUUGUAAUACAAGUGCAAUCGAAGGAUAGGUAUAGGGGUUAUAUAUCAGGUUACUAUGCUAUCAACAUUUUCGUUGAUGGUUAUAAAGGAUUGCACUCAUCUACUACUACAUAUUUUCCAACUCCACCAUCAUCAUCAUCUUAUUCUUAUCUAUGGGUAUUCUAUAUAAGGGAUAGUUCAUUGGAAGGCAUAAUUCUAAAUGAAGGGACUGAAGUUAAGCUUCAAUUUGAAUUUUCAAAUAAUAAUCCAGAAAUAGCCGAAAUUACUGUAGAAAAGUGUGGGGUCCAUGUAGCAUGCACAUGUUCUCCUCAGAACUCCGCUGCAGAUAAGGUGGCCUGCAUAAGAAUUCAAAAAAGAUUAAAGAUGUCCUCCCCUUUCAGCAGAAGCUGGGCGGAUGCUCCAAAGCUCAAGAUGGCUAUUAUUGCCCUCUUUGUGAAAUAGCAGAAGAUUCAGUUUUACAUCUAUUUCAAUGUUGUCCCUUCGCCAAAGGAUUGUGGUAUGGUGGUAGAUGGGGUUUUCGAGUCGAAAUGAUCCAAGCUCAAUCUAUAAUGGAAUUCGUUGAACAUAUAAUUGAUCCCCCAAUGGAGUUACUGGCACAAAGAGUGAACAAAGAUGAAUUCACACUGUAUGCAGCAGCGGCAAUGAAAAUCCUUUGGGAUGCAAGGGGGGAUGCUCUGUUUUCAAACCCUAAAGCCAGCAUAGACCAACUCGCCCAUCGUCUUAACAAACAGUAUGACUUAUACGUGAGAUCACUUGAGAUUACACAGGGAACUGAAGACCAAAAUAAUGAGAGUGUUUGGAUAGAUAUGCCUAUUGGUGUACCGGAAAUACAACACCAAUGUCACCCGACCAACACCAUCCCAACACCGAUAUCUUCAAUGGCCCAGCCCUUUCUAAAUGAGGACGCUGACUUCAACCCAAGUCCACCAUUGAAGAAAAUGAGAACUCCUUGAUUGAACUUCAAAGAUAUAUGCCAAGAAAAUAUCAUCAACUUCAUUGUAAAUCCAGCUUGCAAGCCCGGCUGGGAAUGGAAGAGCACAAUGAAGGAUAUUUCGGCUUUGGCUUCUUCCUCAUUUAUGGAUGGGUUUUGAUAAUAACGUAGCCCACAGCCUCAUAAGAUGGGCGCUGGGGUCAAAUUACUCAUCUUCUUUUGCCUGUAAACUUUCCGACAACAACAAUGAUGGCCUUGCCCUCCAAUGCUGCUUCAAUCCAUAUCUACUUUCAAAGAAAUGAGAACCUCUUGAUUGAGCUUCUAAGAAUAUGCCAAGGUACAUUGAAACAUUCUCUAUUAUGUUUUUAAAUAUCAGGUAUGUCUCCUCCCUAAGUUUUGUUGUUUCAUUUCCAUCUGUUAGUUCUUUUAUCACUUCUCUCUCUCAAAUUAACUGGCUCAUUAACAUCAUGGGUAUCGAUCCAAUUUGAAAGGACAUUAUUUAAAAAGAAAAACCAGAAUUAAUGAAAAAUAGUCAUUUGAUAAACACUUUUAAGUUGUUUUAGAAAAAAACAAAAAAAUGUUAAGUUAUAAGGUGAAUGUACAGUACAAGUAAUAUAUUGGCAUCUAAUAAACUAUACAAAGAAAUUAUUCAUUUAAUAUGCAGCUAAAUUCAGUUUCUUUUAAUUGUUAAAAUUUUCUAAAUUUUUUUUUAGAAAAAAAAUUUUAAAUGUCAAUAGACAAGUAUGUGCUGCUAAUAAUCUAAAAAAAAAAAAUUUGGCUUUCUUAGCUCACUGAUUUUGUUCAACAUAAUAUGAAAGUCAUUUUCUUUCUCAAGUGGCAUAUGAUUUUUUAAAUUGACAAAGAUCAAUAUCUAGUGGGUUGUACUUAAAAGGUUACUUGUUGGUUGUAGCUGAAUUAGGAUUAUUGGAUGAUUUGAGCCUAACUUGUAUGGUUAAAAAGUAAGGUAUGGUCUUUUGACCAAAUUGUACCUCCUACCAAAUCAUUACGUGGUGGAAUUGAGGUCUUGGUUUUAAUUUUAUGUGAAUAAGGAGGUAUUAUUUCUGCAAAAAAUAUUAUUUUCAAAAAGAAAGUUAGACUUUUAAAAUACUACUAAAAAAAAAAUCAAUUUUUUAGAACAAAAGUUAUGAAAACAAGCUGAUAGAAGUUCAUUGUAUCAUUUUCAUAAUCUCUCUCUCUCUUUCUCUCUUAAGUUACUUACACAUCAUGGGGGACAUGAGUAAGUUUCUUGCCCAUUACCCCAUAUUGUCUGAGGUGUGAUUUACUUUUGGCAAAAUAUGUCUAUUUGGACUUUUGUCUAUCAGUUUAUUGCUGUUAAGACCAGUUCUGAAAAUUCAUUACAUGCUAAGGUUCAGAAUAUGGUAUCAUGUGUCCAGCCUCUCUUGGUGUUGCUCUUUUUGAAGGAACUCAUGUACAAAUACAGUUUGUUACCCCUAAGUUCACAUGAUAGCAUACUAAUACUCUGUAAUUGGAAAUAUAAUUUGAUGUCAUUGUAAUUUUAGCUGGUAUGAUUUAAAGCCUUCUGCAUUGCUGUUUUGUUAAAGUUUUAUAUUAUUCUUGUCAAACAAAUAACAGUUAUUACUCCUUGUGUACUUGAACAUAUCCUACAUUCGAGACUAACUGGAAGCUUUCUCUUGAAUUGAUAUCCCUUAGCACUACGUUUUACCUUCACUUCACCUAAUGCAGAAAGUCACGCAUUACAAAUGAUUGGACUUAUUGGUUAGUCUUCCAAGAAGCUGAGAACCUUUGCUUCACUAGCUGCUCUCCAGAAAUUGGAAUUCACUUGAAGAGCCUACAAUUGGUCAGCAGAAAAAUGCAAGUCCAAAGCAAGCAUUCCAUUGCCCCCAAUUUAGCCUCUCAACACUGGCAAACUGCUGCAGAAACUCCACCAUCACCAGUUGACGGACUAUGAAAAGAUGAAUGCUCUUAGCAAGUGAGUGAAAAGGCAAAGGCAAGCUUCAAUUUCAAUACAAGUACCUGAUUGCCCUCACAGAAUUGGCAUAGGCCAUUGAGUGCAGAUUGUUGUGUCUAACCCAGUGUCUCACAAGUAAGGAGGUCUUGAGGCAACACAUGAUCAUCCAUCAUGCAUUUCAGAGAAUAAGUCAAAGCAGAGAAAUAGCUAGAGGCAUACCCAAAAUUGACACCACCACAAUUGUGACUAAGGGAGAGACAAUAUCAACAGGUGCAUUGAAAUAUGUUGGUGCUGAAAAUCCCUAAUUAUGUCCACCAUGAUGUCUCUACUUUUCAAAUUUCAUGGAUUGCUUGAAGUUAUGGAAAGAGAAAACAGCAACAACCAGAAUGUCAGCAACUAUAAUACUCCCACCAUGAUACUGCCCAUCUUUCCAGCCAUGCUGUUUGAUACCAAAGGCCAAGAGAGUAUAGCACAGGCCAAAAGUACAAUAACAAGAGUGUCCUAAUCUGCUUCAAAGACAUAACUGUAAAAGCCUUUUGCAGGUGCCUUUUGGUACUUAUUGGUACUGACAUAAUAUUAUGGCAAUAGAUUAUGGUUGAAAUUUUGCUGAAGUGUUUGCUCUAUUUUCAAAAUAUCUACUACUUCCUUUAUUUGUGAGGUGUGAGAAUGGGUCAAUAUUUAACACCUGUUUUGGAGGCAGUGUUUGCAAUCCUUCCACUUGGUCAGCAAACCAACCCAAGCUCACCAAUAGAAUAGUUAUGUUUCUGUUAAUGAAGUUUACUGUUGAAAGAGUUAUAUGUUGUUAAAGUUGAAGAUAGUUGUGCAGUUGCAAUCCUGCCUCUUCUUGUGCAUAAUUGAAUUGGCAUAGAUGUAAAAAUAUCCAUAUGUACUUCAUUCAUUCAAAUAAUGAAAAUUAUUCCAAUUUCCUCA
Molecule: messenger RNA, 6741 nt
Organism: Quercus lobata
Lineage: Eukaryota; Viridiplantae; Streptophyta; Magnoliopsida; Fagales; Fagaceae
Product: TMV resistance protein N-like
Exons: 8
Coding region: 248-3391 (1047 amino acids)
Biological process (GO): defense response; signal transduction
Molecular function (GO): ATP hydrolysis activity; ADP binding
Source: RefSeq, a predicted model, not a curated record